This is a messenger RNA of Zingiber officinale, 3304 nucleotides long. Its product is annotated as homeobox-leucine zipper protein ROC3-like. Bases 340 to 2820 code for a protein of 826 amino acids. The transcript is spliced from 11 exons. Lineage: Eukaryota; Viridiplantae; Streptophyta; Magnoliopsida; Zingiberales; Zingiberaceae. Gene Ontology annotation, biological process: regulation of DNA-templated transcription. The record is from RefSeq and is a predicted model, not a curated record. Gene Ontology annotation, molecular function: lipid binding; DNA-binding transcription factor activity, RNA polymerase II-specific; DNA binding.
CACGAAACCUCCCCGUCCCCUCUCCCUCUCCUCUCCUCUCCGAGUAAUUACACCCUCGCCAGUGAUAAAUAUUAAUGCCGAGGUAGCUUUUGACAAAAGAAAAGAGAGAGUCGUAUUCUGCUUCUGCCAGGGAAAGAAAGAUGAUGAGUCGAUAGCCAUCUCCCUGAAACAAGGAGCGAAGGAAGCGGCCAUAGUUCUUUCUGCACUUCACGUAGAAGAAGAAGAAGAAAAGAAGGAAGAGGAAGAAGAAGAGAAACUUGUUCUGUUUUCUUCACCGAACACGGUGCGUGGUAUUUAUCUCUCGACAUUUAUUAUUUAUAUCCCACUAUUCUUCGAUCGAUGAUCUCUCCUCUUUUCCUUUUUCUUAUUCGAGAUUUAUGCAGUUUGGGUUCUUUAAUUUAUAUAUAUAUAAAAAAAAUGUAUGGAGAUUGUCAAGUCCUGUCGUCCAUGAUCGGAGGAGCCAACGUAGUGGUGUCGCCGGACUCGCUCAUCUUCUCGUCGCCGAUCCAAAACCCUAGCGGCCUCGGGUUCAUGGCCAGCAUGCCCCCAUUUCACGCCUUCUCCUCCAUCAUGCCGGAGGGGAUGAUGGGAAUGAGCAAGGAAGAAGAGAUGGAGAGCGGCUCCGGCAGCGGGCCGCUCGACGGCGGCGUGCUCAGUUGCGGAGAGGAGCAUGACGACGAACUGAUGCAGCAGCACCCCCUGCUGCUGCCGCCGCCGCCACAGCCGCCGUCCCAGCAGCCGGCGGCGGGGAAAAAAAAGCGCUACCACCGCCACACCGCCCGCCAGAUCCAAGAAAUGGAAGCGUUGUUUAAGGAAUGCCCUCACCCGGAUGAGAAGCAAAGGAUGAAGCUGAGCCAGGAACUCGGACUCAAACCUCGCCAGGUCAAGUUUUGGUUCCAAAACCGCCGCACUCAAUUGAAGGCACAACACGACCGUGCGGACAACGUGGGACUGAGGGCCGAGAACGAGAGCCUGAAGAAUGAGAACUUCCGGUUGCAGGCGGCCGUUCGCAACGUCGUCUGCCGCAACUGCGGCGGGCCUGCCAUUCUCGGCGAGAUGUCCUUCGACGAGCAGCAGCUUCACAUCGAGAACGCCCGCCUCAAGGAUGAGCUCGAGCGCUUGUCCUGCAUCACGUCCCGCUACUCCGGCGGCCGAUCGCCGCUCGGCCUCGCGCCGGCUCCCUUGCUCCUCGCGCCGUCUCUGGACCUCGACAUGGGCGUCUACUCGCGGCACUUCAACGAGCCGCCUCCGCUGGAGAUGAUCCCGGUGGCGGCUGCACCGCUCUCGGAGGACCUGCAGCACUCCCCGUUCGCCGGAGGCCUGACGGUGCUCGAUCAGGACAAGCCGCUGCUGCUCGACCUCGCCAUGACCGCGGCCGACUACCUCGUGAGGAUGUGCAACGCCGGCGAGCCGCUGUGGGUCCGGAAGAGCAACAAUGUGGAGGUGCUGGAUUUGGAAGAGCACUCGAAGCGCUUGGCUUGGCCGAUGGAGCUGAAGCAGCACGACGGAGAGUUCAGGACGGAGGCUUCGAGAGACACUGCGAUGGUCAUAAUGAACAGCAUCACUCUGGUCGAUGCUUUCCUCGACGCAAACAAAUGGAUGGAGCUUUUCCCUUCGAUCGUGUCAAAAUCAAGAACAAUUCAGGUGUUGAGUUCCGGAGUAGCCGGUGGAAACGGCUGCCUGCAACUGAUGCACGGGGAGUUGCAGUUUUUGUCGCCCUUGGUGGCAGCAAGAGAGGCAUAUUUCUUCAGGUAUUGCCAAAAGAACUCGGAGGAAGGGAGUUGGAUAAUGGUGGAUUUCCCAGUAGAUGGAUUUGUCGAAGGGGUUCAAACAUGCUUCCCUUGGUAUAGAAGGAGGACCUCGGGCUGUAUCAUUCAAGACAUGCCCAACGGCUAUUCCAGAGUGACGUGGGUAGAACACGCAGAGGUGGAGGAUAAGCCAGUGCAUCAAGUAUUUCGUCACUUCGUCGGCAGUGGCAUGGCUUACGGAGCGACUCGCUGGGCUUCUACUCUUCAAAGGCAAUGCGAGCGCCUCGCCAGCCUCAUGGCCAGAAACAUUUCAGACCUUGGAGCGGUGAUCCCUUCGCCGGAGGCGAGGAAGAACAUGAUGAAGCUGUCGCAGAGAAUGGUCAGAACAUUCUGCGCCACCGUGUGCGCCACAGGAGCGCAGUCUUGGACGGCGCUCUCCGACUCGCCGGACGACACAGUUCGUGUGACGACGAGGAAGAACACCGAACCCGGGCAGCCUAGCGGCGUCAUCCUCGCGGCCGUCUCCACCACUUGGCUCCCUUUCUCUCAUCAGCAAGUCUUCGAGCUCCUAACCGACGAGCAACGGAGGUCGCAGUUGGAUAUGUUGUCGAGUGGGAAUUCGUCGCACGAAGUUGCUCAUAUCGCCAACGGAUCGCAUCCCAGGAACUGCGUCUCUCUUCUUCGUGUCAAUGCCGCGAACAACUCGGCCCACAGCGUGGAGCUGCUGCUGCAGGAGAGCAGCACCCACCCCACCGGCGGUAGCAUCCUCGUAUACGCCACCGUCGACGUCGACGCCGUCCAGGUCGCCAUGAGCGGCGAGGACCCUUCCUACAUCCCCCUUCUCCCCACCGGAUUCGUCAUCCUCCCUGCCUCCGACGCCGCCGGCUGCCUCUUCACCGUCGGCACUCAGGUACUCGCCAGCGCCGUCCACUCCGCCAAACUCAACCUCUCCAGCGUCACCGCCAUCAACAACCACCUUUCCAACACCGUGCAGCAGAUCACUUCCAUGCUCGGCGGCGUCGCCACCGAGCAAUCUCCACCGGCACCUACGCCGGAGCAUUCGCAUGCUUGACGUACGGAGUAGUAGUAUAUAGCUGGAAUUACCACCCCCAUCAAUCCCAUUUGUCUACCAGAUCAUUCAGGACAAGGGAGGAUUUGACAGGAACCCACAAACUGCAUAUGCCUCAAUUAUGUGGGCUUUGUCAAAUCCUCACUUGUUCGGGCAUUCAGCUUCUGGUAAACAAAUCAAGGGUUACGUAAUAUUUGUAAUCUCCAGCUAUUAGCUUGCCAGCCCCCAAUAAAUGUUUGAAUCUGAAUAUUCCGGCGAACUGUUUAAUUAGGUAUCAGUUUAGAUUUGUGUAAAGAUUUCCAUGAUGAAGUAGAGAACAGCCAAGUAGCUAGCUAGGGUGUGACAGUGCGAGAGUUGAAGUGUGUGUGUUGAAAGGGAGUCAAGAGCGCACCAGAUGUGACCCUUCGUCGAGGGUGUUGGUUCGGGAAUUGACUUCCUUUUUAGCUGUUCUCCGUCCUUAAUCAUGCGUUUGGGUAGUUGUUCGGCA